Molecule: messenger RNA, 3692 nt
Organism: Nymphalis io (European peacock)
Lineage: Eukaryota; Metazoa; Arthropoda; Insecta; Lepidoptera; Nymphalidae
Product: PX domain-containing protein kinase-like protein
Exons: 11
Coding region: 110-1696 (528 amino acids)
Biological process (GO): protein targeting to lysosome; endosome to lysosome transport; early endosome to late endosome transport
Cellular component (GO): early endosome; late endosome; extrinsic component of endosome membrane
Molecular function (GO): ATP binding; protein kinase activity; phosphatidylinositol binding
Source: RefSeq, a predicted model, not a curated record
AAGUCAGCCGACUUCAAUGGUCAAAAUGUUUGACAAUUAAAAGUGAUAACAAAAUGUUUGUAGCUUACUGUAGGAUUCCAAUAAAUAUUUUUAAGUUCUAUAAAUUGUGAUGGCUAUAUUCGAGAGAUCUUCGCAAACCAAAGUGCAAAUAGAUGACACCGAAAGGCUUGAAUGUGUUUUAGAAAAUGCGCAAAACAUUAAUAAUCACACUGAAUACAUAUUGCGUGUACAACGAGGGCAGAAUAAGGAGAAUAGAUGGACGGUGUCCCGUCGAUACAGAGACUUUGCUGCUUUGCAUGUCGGCCUACAGCAGGCUAACAUUGACCUUUCUAUUCCACCUAAAAAACUUAUUGGAAAUAUGCAACCAUCAUUUGUGGCUGAGCGACAAGUGGCAUUGCAGAAUUAUAUAAAUGAAGUCCUGAAACACCAAGUGCUAUCUUUAUCAUUACAAGUAAGAAGGUUUUUGGAUCCUAACAAUUACCCAUUAUCCAUUACUGAACAAGCACUUCAGACUAUUUCAAUAGCUUUAAGAGGGGAUGGUCAGUUUGAGUUAAAAUGUUCUUUAACAGAUAUUGGAUGGAGGAUAAGGAAACAUUAUUUUUUAGUCAAUGAUACCGAGAGUCAGUUGAACUGUAUGCUAUCGUGGCAGACUUAUGGGCCUGACUGUACCUUACAUAGUAAAGACUUACAAUUAGCCUUCAAGAGUUUACAGAAUAUAUCUCAUCCCUACAUAGACAAUGUAUUAUCAAUGCAUGCAUUAGAAACGGGUGCCUACGUAGUUAGAAAAAUUCAUGAGAACGGAAGCAUUAGAGAUUUAUUAUAUGGGACUGAGUACAAUAAGAAUUAUUUAGUUAAGUAUGGAAAUCCAAAGGUUAGAAAACCUUUUACCAAUGGACAAAUAGCACAUUACGGAUACCAAAUUUUACAAGCACUGAAGUUUCUGCACAGCAAAGGAUUAUGUCACGGAAACGUCCAUCCAGGAAACAUAACAAUAGAAAAUCAAUCGGCUCUUUUAAUGGAUGUCGAGAAUUUUCUAAUGGGCGUGCCGAGUUUCUAUCGACCGUUUCUACUAGAGCUGAAGCGAACGAGCUCUGCAGAAGCGGUAGAUGUCUACUGCUUUGGUAGAACGUUGUAUGAAAUGGCGUUUGCUGCUCCACUUGAGACAUGCUACUGUGAUAUAUAUCCAGAUGGAAUCUCGGAUGAAUUGGAAGGCGUGCUGCGGCUGUGCGCGUCGAGCGAGUCGGCGCGUCGCGGGCCGGCCACGCUGGACGCGCUGCUGCUGCACCCGUUCUUCACGCGCACGCACGUCGACGUCGGCAGGACGCAUCUCAAAUUCCCGUUGAAUCUCAAGGACCAACUCAAGGCGGCCCGACACGUCGCGGAGGAACGGCUCCGGCUUGGACAGAAAUCGGUUCAAAGCGCGAAAAGGGAAGUGAGAAUACAGGAAAUACUAAACUCGGAGAAGGAAAUGAAAAAGCAAAAAAAAAAAGCGAGGCGACGCGAGAGCGUCUGGAAGUCGAGCUCGUCGCUGGCGGACGUGAGCACGGCGUCGUCUCCCUCGCCCCCCUCGCCGCCCACGCCCCCCGCGCCCCCCGCGCCCGUCCCGCCGCCCGCCUCGGCUUCAUCGCGCGGGGCGCUGCUGAGCGCGAUCUGCUCCUUCGACAAGUCGCGGCUCUCGCGCGUCGUCUCUCGGUGAGCGGUCACGUCACGGGUCUGUUGGCCUUGAUGAGAUUACCCAGCGACAAGUAGUAAAAUUAUCUUUUGCUAAUAUCACAUUAAAUGUUAAGCAAAUGUGGUUUAUAUUGUCAUGUAAUAUUUAAAUAAAUUUAAUUUUUAAUUGACAAAAAUUGAACGAUUGAAAUAUUAAUCACCGUAAAUGAAAAUUUAAUCAAUCACGUAAUACGACUGUGAAUGUCAUUAAUAUGAUAAAUAGAACGAAAAGGAUAGCUUUGAAAAACAGCUUUUAAUCCAGAAAACUCUAUUUUACCAAAAAAUAUAUAACUUUCUAUCUAGUAUUUUUUAAUAAAUAUAUUCAUAUGUAUAAAUACCUAAUUUAAAUUUGUACUAAAAAGUUAAACUGCGCGUGAGAGAUUUAGUUUUCAAUCCAUUGUUGGUGUGUAACUAAAUCAUCGAAUACUUUUCGAAAACGAUUGAAAUAACAAUAACCUUGCUGUUUAAAGCAGCUAAGAGAAUGUAUACAUAUAUUGCACAUUACCAGAACUCUCUCAAUAACACAAUAUUUGCUUUUGUAACCUUUAAAAGUAUACAAUUCACAAAUAGCGCUAAAAAAUCAAGAAUGUAAUUUGACAUUAAGUAUAGAUAAUUCGAUUUUGCUUAUUUAAUUUGGGUAUUUACGUUUAAAAACAUACAUACGUUGUAUUUUUUGGUAACCAUAAUUGAAACAAAAAAUGACGAAAUACAUUAAAUAUUUUGAAUUAAUACUAAAUAAAUUAUAUAUAUGUUUGUCAAUACUGUUUAAUGUCAUUUGUAUGUGAUUGUUGAAAUAGGAAUGCCAUUGAAGUAUUUCCAAUUGUCGAAUCUACUAGAUAUGAAAAAAUUAUGAUGCAUUUUAUUACAUAUUUAAUAAAACUUUUAGUUAUUACUGUAUCACAAGUGCAUUCAAAGAUUUGUUAAACAUCAUCAUGUUUUACAUAAUUUUAAUUCCAAGAAAUUUAUGCUAACUUUGUACUUUGAUAAAAAAUAUAUUUAACAAUUCAAACAUAAUAUGUUAAUGUUAUAUAUAGUUUUCCAGUCUUUUUAAAAAAAGUCUAUUUAGUAUUUAUACAUAACAGUAACAGCCUGUAAAUGACCCACUGCUGGGCUAAGGCCUCCUCUCCCUUUUUUGAGGAGAAGGUUUGGAGCUUAUUCCACCACGCUGCUCCAGUGCGGGUUGGUAGAAUACACACGUGGCAGAAUUUCGAUGAAAUUAGACACAUGCAGGUUUCCUCACGAUGUUUUCCUUCACCGAAAAGCACGAGAUGAAUUAUAAACAGAAAUUAAGCACAUGUAAAUUCAGAGGUGCUUGCCCGGGUUUGAACCCACGUUCAUCGGUUAAGAUUCACGCGUUCUUACCACUGGGCCAUCUCGACUAUACAUAAAAAAUAGUUUUUAUUUUCUAGAUUUAUAUGUACUAAGAUCAAUAUUUUUUUAAGGAUCUUAAUUUGAUCUCUAAAAAGAAUUCUAUUUAAAAAUAGCUUUUGUUUCCGCAUAUUUUAUUGUUGCAUAUUUUAUUUGUUAAAUAUAAUCUAGAACUCAUGAUUGUAUUGUCACUAGCACUCCAAAGAUUGUGUAAAAUUUUAGCCUCAUUGGUUAAAUGGAACUUGCUUGCGUUUGUAUAGUGCAACGUUCGGCCCAUACAUGUUAACAAAAAAGUUUAUAAUUAAGAAUAGGUUUGAAUUCUAUCACUAUUUUUAAUUAAAAAAAAAUACUGAAAUCAUUAAGUUAAAAAAAGGAAUUUUUUAGCUUUUUUUAGUCACCUUGUUCUUAUAAUUAAAUAGUCAAUGAAAAUAUGUUAUUUACGACCAUUUAUGGAAUUAAGAUGUUUAAAUUUAGUGAAAAAGUGAUAAAUCGACUGGUCACGAGAUAUUUUAUUGAUUUAAUAUGUAGCAGCUUUAAUAUAUAAUGUAAGGAACAUAAAUUAUUUUAAUAUAAUUAUUUUGUUAUAAUUAUAAGAGAAUAUAUAGUUGUAAUAA